Molecule: messenger RNA, 215 nt
Organism: Anisakis simplex (herring worm)
Lineage: Eukaryota; Metazoa; Nematoda; Chromadorea; Rhabditida; Anisakidae
Source: the annotation of a GenBank genome assembly
UACCCGUCAACGUAUCAUUAUCAUUCGAAGAAGACUAAGCGUUGGAGAGGUGUGCUAUCUUCAGGUGAUCAUACUUGUUUCAUACUGAAUCUUCAAAGUGUCUUCUCGAGUCCACCGGAUUCGAAAACCAUUCGAAUGAGAAUCUACUUUACUCUACUAAUCAAGGAAACAAUAUGGCACAUGGCUGCAACGGGGACGUCAUGAAACAUCAGUAA